GAAGGUAGAGAACCUGAAGCAGCGAUGCUGUCGCGAACGGCGCUGCGGUGCGUCAAGUACGGCUCGACGCCGAAGGACAUCCGCUACGGCAUGGAGGCCCGCAACGCACUCCUCGCCGGUGUGGAGAACUUAGUGAAGGCCGUCGGUGUCACCCUCGGCCCGAAAGGCCGCAACGUGAUUCUUGAGAUGCCGUACGCCAGCCCAAAGAUUACCAAAGACGGCGUCACCGUGGCGAAGGCCAUCGAGUUCGAGGAUAGCUUUGAGAACCUGGGCGCCAACUUGGUCCGUCAAGUUGCGGGCCUGACGAACGACACGGCGGGGGAUGGCACCACCACGGCCACGGUGCUAUCCGGCGCAAUCUUCAAAGAAGGCUUUCGCAGCGUGGCGACCGGCACGAACCCGAUGGACCUGAAGCGUGGCAUCGACCUUGCCUGCCGCGAGGUGCUCGUUUCUCUCGCGGAGCAGUCGCGUCCGGUGACGUCCAAGUCCGAAAUCACGCAGGUGGCGAUGAUCUCGGCGAACAUGGACCAGGAGAUCGGCAGCCUGAUUGGUGAUGCAAUGCAGCAGGUCGGCAAGGAUGGGGUCAUCACCACCCAAGAAGGUCGUUCCCUUAACACCGAGCUGGAGUUGGUGGAAGGGAUGUCCUUUGAGCGCGGCUACACCUCUCCGUAUUUUGUGACCAACACCAAGGCGCAGAAGUGCGAGCUGGAAAACGCGCUGGUGUACGUGGCGAACCGCAAGCUGACCAGUGUGGCCCACAUUUUGCCCGCACUGAACUACGCGAUUCAGCAGAAGCGGCCGCUGCUGGUGAUUGCCGAAGACGUGGAGGGGGAGGCCAUGCACACCUUCCUGUACAACAAGAUCCAGGGCCGCAUCAGUGGGUGUGCGGUGAAGGCACCCGGCUUCGGCGACAUGCGCAUCAACCAGCUGCAGGAUAUCGCUGUGUUUACAGGGUCCCAGAUGAUUUCCGAAGACUUGGGCCUUUCGCUGGACCAGAACGACUUCUCAGAGCGCUUUUUGGGCACAUGCCGGAAGGUGACCGUCUCGCGCGACGAGUGCAUCUUGAUGGAGGGAGGUGGUAGCGCCAUUGCCGUGGAGGAGCGUGUCCAGAUGAUCAAGGACAUGAUCUCCGCCGAGGACCACGAGUACAACCGCGAGCGGCUGGUGGAGCGCCUGGCGAAGCUGUCCGGCGGGGUGGCGGUGAUCAAGGUGGGCGGCGCCUCGGAGGUGGAGAUCAACGAGAAGAAGGACCGCAUCAUCGACGCGCUCAACGCCACACGGGCCGCCGUCUCCGAGGGCAUCCUUGCGGGUGGCGGCACGGGUUUGUUGAUCGCUUCACUGCGGCUGGAGGGCGUCUCGAAGGACCGCCGUCUGCCACCGGAUAUUCGCACCGGGGUGAACAUUGUGAAGAAGGCGAUUGGGCUGCCGGCGCGGUACAUCGCGAACAACGCGGGGGUGGAGGGCAGCGUGGUGGCGGGAAAGAUUUUAGCCCGCAGAGACCCCAGCUUUGGCUACAACGCGCAAACGGGCGAGUACGUGAACAUGUUCGAGGCAGGCAUUGUCGACCCAAUGAAGGUGGUGAAGUCGGCCGUGGUAAACGCGUGCUCGGUGUCUGGCAUGAUGAUCACGACGGAGGCGGCGGUGGUGGAGAAAGACCUUCUCGGCCGCGACACGCGCAUCGAGGACGAGGGGAUGGAGGAUAAGGAGAAGAAGCGCGGCGUGGACACGUUACGCAAGCAGGUGAAUGAGAAGAACGCGCCGAUGCCGAAGAUGGCGCCUCCCAUGAAGUUUGACAUGAAGGGUCUGUAA
This is a messenger RNA of Leptomonas pyrrhocoris, 1809 nucleotides long. Its product is annotated as putative mitochondrial chaperonin HSP60, mitochondrial precursor. The record is from RefSeq and is a predicted model, not a curated record. The coding region runs from base 25 to 1809 and encodes 594 amino acids. Gene Ontology annotation, biological process: protein refolding. The transcript has a single exon. Gene Ontology annotation, molecular function: ATP-dependent protein folding chaperone; ATP binding. Lineage: Eukaryota; Euglenozoa; Kinetoplastea; Trypanosomatida; Trypanosomatidae.